Molecule: messenger RNA, 2221 nt
Organism: Zeugodacus cucurbitae (melon fly)
Lineage: Eukaryota; Metazoa; Arthropoda; Insecta; Diptera; Tephritidae
Gene: Ets96B
Product: ETV5-related protein Ets96B
Exons: 7
Coding region: 1-2145 (714 amino acids)
Biological process (GO): regulation of transcription by RNA polymerase II; cell differentiation
Cellular component (GO): nucleus
Molecular function (GO): DNA-binding transcription factor activity, RNA polymerase II-specific; sequence-specific DNA binding
Source: RefSeq, a predicted model, not a curated record
AUGGCGCCCAUGCUCCAUGCUCCACGCUACCAACACCCACAACAAACGAUCACAAACUAUGCUACGAACGUGGGAAUCCUCGAGAAUUUGCAAUUAGAGGAUGUAGUCGAUAGUGAGGCAUAUUCACGCACCAAUAAUGAUGCAAUCGCGAGCGUGAGCAAUGAGAUAUCUUCGACCGCUAUUACGUCCGCCCGCGCACUUACUACAACCAGCAUUCAGGGUAUGACCAAGUCCACAUACUCGCAUUCGAACAAUAAUAACAACAACAGCAAUCACACUAGAAAUACCGCGACCAGAGCAGAGCAAGAAGAGUGCACCGAACCGGCACAUUCACCAAUGGAGGCGGAUCAGAAUGUAGAGAUGCCCAGCACCACGUACAAAUCACCCUGCUGCCUAACGUUUCCUUUGCCACCGGUGCAAAUGCAGUCGUUGGCACCGACGCUAUCCAUUACAACACCGCUGCCCACAGCGGCGGCGGCGGUGGCAACCAAUGAUUUGAGCAGAGAGCAUUGGUAUGCACACGCCCAUGUGCACGCCCAUUCGCAUCCGCAUCAUCACCACCAUCAUCAUCAUCAUCAUCACCAUCAGCCAUUGAGCGAAGAUUUGGUUAUGUAUACACCGCCAGUCGUCUCGGCCACCACAUCCGUUUCGGCGACUGCAUCCGCGUCGGCAAGUCCGACAGCGAUUGGAAAAUUUGGACUCGAUAGCUCCACCGAUGGAUACCUUAGUGCCCGCGUACAUGCAACAACAACAUCGCCAUCAGCAAGCGCCAAAGGAGCACGUCAUGAAAGAACAUCCUCAACAGCUUUCUUCGAUAUUCCCGCUGUGACACAUCCUUAUUGUUACAGAUUCCCACCAACAACACCACCCGCAGGGAUUCUUAAAAAGAACCAAGACCAAGAACCAGCACUGGCAUUCUGUAGCAAUCCAACAACUCCUGCCACUACGAAUAUGAUACCUAUGACUCACCACUACCACAGCACCAAAGAGGAGCAUCCCGAUUCGACUACAACACAUCUCAGUGGUCAUUCUCAUCAGCAGUUAUCACAUCACCCCUCACAUAUGCAUAUACAGCCGCAUCCACAUGCGCACCCCGCUACACAACAUUCGCUGCCAACGCACGCACAUAGCCACACAACCAGUCACCCACAUGUACACUCUAGCAUGUUGCAUCAACCACACACCGGUGGCCACUUAUCGGCGCACCCGUCGGCUUUCAAAUUCGGACAUGGAUCCAUACUCUCCAGCAGCGCCGCGGCAAGCAUGUAUCAUCAACACCCUUACAGUACAACAAACGGUAACUCGUAUGGACUACGUGGUAACGGUUCACUAUCACCCACGGCAUCACUAACGUUGGCAUCUACGAGCUCGACGGAUGUCGAACUCAAAUACGAGAGCCCCUAUAAUUCGACUAUAUCCACAACCUAUGCGCUGCGCCCAGUCACUGUGGACUCGACCACUGUUUCAUCAACCGAUGGAGAUCUUAAAUACGAUGGUCUGUACAACAAUGCCAUUUCCACCAGUCAAACAGUGUCGCAACGACGCGGUUCACUGCAGUUAUGGCAAUUUCUGGUGGCUUUGCUAGAUGAGCCCACCACGAGCUCCAGCUGUAUUGCUUGGACGGGACGCGGCAUGGAGUUUAAGCUCAUCGAACCGGAGGAGGUGGCACGUCGUUGGGGCUUGCAGAAGAAUCGGCCCGCCAUGAAUUACGACAAACUCUCGCGCAGUCUGCGUUACUACUAUGAGAAGGGAAUUAUGCAGAAGGUGAACGGUGAACGUUAUGUCUACCGUUUUGUAUGCGAUCCAGAAGCACUUUUCAAUAUGGCCUAUGGACAUUUGGCGAGUGCGUCUAACAACACAGCGACCACAACGAAAAGUGAACACCACACACAUAUCUUGUCCACAGCGGCAGCAGCGGCGGCCGCAGCAGCAGCAGUAACAUUAACUGCAUCCAAAAAUAUACCAGAACCACUUACCCCUAACGGUAAUUUAUUGAGCAGAAAUGACUUGGGGAUCAAUGUGGAUCACACAAUGGAACACAGCCAAGGCGAAAGAGAAAGAAGCCUUAUGACUCAACUGAGCGGCGCUGGUGCGCGAGCAAAUAGUGAUAGUAUUUUCUAUAGCAGUCCAAUUCAUAAAUACUAAAAAUCAUAAAAAUUAAAACAACAAUAAUAACAACAGGAUAUGUACUCUAUAUGUGUGUAUGAUGUAAAGUAUAGUA